GAAGCCCUGGUUGUUAAGAGAAUGAUCUCCCUAGUAAGAGGACCUUAGAGAGCUCAGGAGAACCUCAUCAACCUUUUGUCCUCACAAGUCCUGUCCUUGGCCUUUUCCAUGGCCCUCCUUGGUUUCAAGGCUUCUAAUGACCUCUACCCCUUUUUAUUAUUGUUCUUAUUGUUAUUUUAGUACAGAGAAUUGAACCCAGGGGUGCUGCUUAACCAGUGAACCACAUCCCCAGCCCUUUUUAGUACCCAGCAAUCUGCUCUCGCCACUGGAAUGGUUCCAAGAACUGGCAAGUCUUCCAAACCACCCAGAGACUCUGGGAUCCCUGGACACAGGACAUUCUGGAACCACUUUCCCAGACUAUCCACUUCCAGCCCACUGUAGAGAGAAGGCCCCUCAAAAUAGAGAUGCGGUCAGAGCUAGGGCUAGAGGCCUAUGUUUACCCUGUGAACCCCCCACCUCCCAGCCCAGAGGCUCUGAGCCAUAAGAACAGUGAGACAGGUUCUGUCAUAUAUUGUCUGUCAACAAUAACAUCUUUAUUUUGAGACAGGUUCUCAUUAAGUUGCUUAAGGGCCUCACUAAGUUGCUGAAGCUGGCUUGAAACUUGUGAUAAUAUAAUCAAUCCUGCCUCAGCCUCCCAAGCUGCUUGCUUUAUGGCAUGCACUGUGCCUGGCCAAUCCUAUUUUCUUAAGUGUCCAGAGAAGCUCUCAAAUCUGGCCCCAGACCCCCAGAUAGCCCUUCACUAGAGAGAUUCCUUAUCUCCAUGGCCCUAGCUCCUCAGAAGUCCAGUUCUUGCCAGGCCAGGUUUAGGCCUCAGCCCCAGGGGAGACACAGUUCCUUCUUAUACCCUGAUUUUCUUGUGCAAGGAUGACUAAGAGGAAGGGUCUCUAGUCCCUCGUAUUUCUCCAGGAAGAACCUGAUGCUCCUGUACCCUCCAUUAGUCUUGGAUCAGAAGAUUAAAUAUUAUAGAUGCUCUCAAGAGGUACUUCACCAUAACAUCACAAUCCUUUCCACGUUGCAUGAGGCUCUGAGAGACUGAGUGACUUAAUCAUGGUCACAUAGGCACCAAGUUCAAUUUCAUGGCCUCAGACACUCCAUUCCCCUUCUCUUGCAAGUAGAUAGAUUCCCACUGCCACUGUGUCAGCUUACCCAAAUCUCCCACCUGCCUCAAUUUACCAUGUGACCUCAUCAGAAUAUUCCACUCACUGGGCAGCAAGGAAACCAAGGCAUGGCUCUACUCCUAGAAUGUUAGAGUCACAGGCACAUGCACACACAUAGCUUGGGAACACUCUGCUAAAGUGUUGCUAGAAGGAUUCCUGGAUGUGAGUAGAUCUGUGGAUCACCCUAUCUCUCUGUACAUUUACAUUCAUUUACAUUCAACCAAUAUUAUUGAUCAUUUCAGGCUGCUUCCUUUCAGUGGGUACAUACUAAGCAUCUACCAUGUGUUUGGAGGCCUUUUUGGAAAUGCUCAUCAGCCUUUCCUCCAUUUCUGCUGCAUAGUUGACAGUGGGACCAAAGGACUUGCCACCUUCAGGGUACCAUUUUUACAGACUGCAAUGUUGAGCCUAGUUUCCAUGGAGGACUCCAUUCAUCACAUCAACAAUAACAUCUAUGUUGUGUUUUGGUCGUUUCUUUAAGGUGGGAGUUAACCAGUUUUUCAACUUAGAGUGGGGAUGGAUCAAUAAGAGGAUAGUUGGUUUGGAAGGAGAGAAACUAUAGUUGGAGUCUCUGGCAGGGGGCAGCAACCUCAGUAAGAUGGAAAUCCAUCUGACUCUGAAGUGAAGAAGCCAAAGGGCUCAGGGACCACUAAUGUCCAGGGCUGCAAACCCUGGCCAGGAAGGGUUGGGAUGUGUGCUACAGGGAUUGUGACAGGGAAAUGGUCAGCAUAGGGAGGAACUGUUACAGCAGGGUGAACCCAGAGGGGACACUUGUUGUCACUCAUCCAGUCAGUCUACCCCAGCUGCUGGCCCCAAAGUAGCAUGGGGUAGGGCAUACCAACAGGCUACACAUGUUACCAUUAUAUCUCAAAUGACCAGAAACUGAGGGAAUUACACAUAAUUCAACCUCUGUGGAGACUAUCUUAUGACUGUAGCUACCUAUUUUCAGAUCAGGAAUGAGGUGUGUGGUUAAGCAGGCCUCAUGGAGACAGAAGGAUAGACUAACCUCAGGGGCAUCUGGGGACCAAAUAUCAAGUAGGAGCCUAGGAUAGUGAAGAGCCAGCAGAGUGAAUAAGACUACCACCUCUACAUUGUGACUCAUUCCUAACUUGCCUCAUUAUGACCUGGCUCCCUUUUCAGCUGGUAGAUAUCUCCAGGUACUGGCAUGAAUGCAGUGUGGGUCGGGGCCAGGUGGGGGGGGGUGGUGGCCCAAGUGGCCCUAGGACCCCCCCACCAUGGAAAACCAGCUCUGGAGUGAAACCCUGGGGUGCUGUAAUCAACAUCAAGAAAGCCCCCAGGAUGCUGAAGACAUCCUAUUCCUGCUGGUGGGACUUAUCAUUCUUGUCAACAUUGGCAUCAACGUGGCAACUGUGAUGUGGCAUGAGUUCCAGAAUGCCUUAGACAAGAUUUUCUAUUGGAUUAAGCAGAAAAAUGAAGUCCAGCCUUUUGAAUGUUCCCUCAAACAUUUCCCAGCCAAGGCCCAAGACAUCCACAUCCACUGCGUCCUGGACCCUGUACAGGUGAAAAUGACCCAACCCACAGGCUACUCCUCUUCCUCCUCUCGGUAUCUCCACAACCACCGGGGCCGCCACCAACCACACCACCAGUACCAACCACGCCGCCGCCAGUACCAACAACGCCGCCAAUGCCGCCAACGUAACCGCCCCAGCCAACAGCAGAGGCCUUGGAACCACAGAAAAUUCUCCCAUGGUCGCCCAGUCUUUCAUAACCAAACUCACAACUGCAAGAUGUCACAGCUGCAGUCGAUACCCUUUUAUGAUAUGGAGGACAGGGACUCCUGCCUGGAUGAGGAGGAUCUGUCCUUCCCACAUCCCCAGAACCCAGGCUGGGUUCAGCGGAUGGGACUGCCCUCCAACAUGGGGUUAUGGGGCCGCAAAGGUGGGAUCCUGGCCAGCUUGCCACCACCCUCUAUCUAUCUGUCACCAGAACUGCGCCUCUUACCCAAGCGUGUAGAGGCCAAGUCAGAGCUGAGGUUACAGUCCUCUGCACCCCAUUGUUCACAAUCCCGAAUUUGGGGCAACAUGGAGCCUGAGCAAUGGACCUCAUCUCCACUACCUCCCCGCCGGCUGCCCCCUAACCCUUCCUGGGUCCCUGGGGGGCAUAGCCCUUACUCUUCAGGAGGCCAGACACUGUAUGAUGCUUGGGAUCAGCGGCGGCGUGGUGUAGAGGGCUGUGAACCCCCAACUACCUUGGUGUCCCGGAACCCCCGGCAGGAGGCCCAGGGCUAUCGGGAACACUAUUCGCCCCCAUCCCACAGAAGGAAUCUCCCUGGUCAUGCUCACAGCCAGCCCAACCGCAGCCCAUACCCAUCCACAGGACAUUUGGGUUAUAACCCCCGGGAUUCUCAUGAGGUGCGACGCAGGGCUGCUGACUGGGCUGAGGCUAUGCCUCCUCGGCAUCCUCUGACCACUUCCACCUCCCUCACCAUGUUGGGUGAAGCUUCAUAUCAACGGGUCCCAGCUGCUAGCUCAGCCCUGCUCCCUCAUUGCUCCCAGCCCCUGCCUGAAGUCCAGGCUGUUGAUCCUGCCCCAGUCCCAGCUACCUUUGUCCCACUCAGUAGGAAUCCAGGUGGCAAUGCCAACUACCAGGUGUAUGACAGCCUGGAGCUAAAGCGGCAAGUGCAGGAGAACAGAGUACGGGCCAACUCACUGCCACCACCUUCCACCUCAACCUCAAGGCCCUCUCUACACAGGAGCCGGCCUGGGAAACUUAACUGACCCGCAGGAGAAUGUGGGUGGCUGGGCAGGUCAUGGAGAGAGGAAUAAAGAGAAACCGAGUCCAGGAAA
Messenger RNA from Ictidomys tridecemlineatus (thirteen-lined ground squirrel), 3961 nucleotides. It is a transcript of the gene Spem2, whose product is annotated as SPEM family member 2. The record is from RefSeq and is a predicted model, not a curated record. Lineage: Eukaryota; Metazoa; Chordata; Mammalia; Rodentia; Sciuridae.